AACAACAGAUGUGUAUCAUGUAGUCUACAUAGUAGACUACAUGGAAUCUGACGCGAUGAAUGAAAUGAUCCGAAUUUACUCACAUCUAAGGCCUGAUUUCACUGAUUGAAGUACGUUCCUUGUCAAGACUACAACCAUGGACAAGGCAUUGUCAUAUUCUGGCUUUAUAGGUGGACCAAGGAACACUGCUAUAUCUAGUGGCUUCUACAGUCUCAUUAGAGCAAUCAGGAGGUCCAACUCAAAAGGGGAAGAAGAGCGUAUUGUGCAAAAGGAGCUGGAUCUUAUAAGACAGAAUUUGUCCCAACCCGAUGUCUCACUGAAAAAGAUGAAAGAAUUCAUGGUUCGACUCAUCUAUUGUGAGAUGCUAGGCCAGUCAGCUAACUUUGCUUACAUUCAUGCUAUUAAGAUGGCCCAACAAGGAGUGCUCCUCAACAAAAGAGUUGGAUAUUUGGGAGUUAGUUUGUUCCUGCACAGUCAGCAUGAGCUGAUCUUACUAUUGAUCAACACGAUACAGAAAGAUCUGAAUAGCACUAAUGUGCUUGAUGUGUGUGGAGGAUUGACAGCAUGUGGUAAUCUUAUUGGAGCUGAGAUGGUUCCUGUUGUUCUUCCACUUAUAGAGCAAAACUUACAACACCCACAUGAAAGUGUAAGGAGGAAAGCAGUGUUAGUACUCCACAGCUUUGUGCUGAAGUGUCCACAUCUGAUAUGUCACAUGAAAGAACAUUUGCAACAGGCUUUGUGUGAUAGAUCACCUGGAGUCAUGACUGCUGCUUUACAUGUCUAUCAAGCACUCAUCAAGGAAAACACAGAGCAUCACAGGUCUUUGGUACGUCCCCUAACCAGUAUUCUUAAGCAGAUUGUGCAGAGAAAAUUGUCCCUGGAAUAUGAGUUUCGAGGCACACCUGCUCCUUGGUUGCAGAUUCAAAUCCUGAGGAUGCUUGCAAAACUCGGGCUCAAUGAUCCGAAAACAAGUCUAAUGAUGUAUGAUGUCCUUGAGGAGGUCUUGGAUUCAUCCAACACUCUGUCACUGAUAUCUUGUGGUGUCCAGUAUGAGUGCAUCAUGACCAUUGCAAACAUCCAUCCCAAACUUAGUCUGUUGAAGAAGACUUCUAUCUGUAUCACUAGGUUCCUGAAGUCACAAAGCAAUAAUCUCAGGUACCUAGGUGUCAAUGCUUUAGGAGUCAUCCAUAAAGUGCAUCCUGAAUUCAGUAGAGAACACCAGAUGACAGUUGUAGAAUGCUUGGAGGAUGAGGAUCCUACUAUUAAACAAGCAACAAUGAAUCUGCUAUAUGAGAUGUGUAGUGCAGACAACAUUAGUGUGAUACUGGACAAGGUAUUAGAUCAUCUCAUUUCCAGCAGUAUGGAGACAUUUGAUCACAGUGAACACAUCAACAAGAUGGUGUCUUUAGCUCACCAAUUCCAUCCGAGUAUAAGGUGGUAUGUAAUCAUCAUAGUAAAGAUUCUGAAUCUAUGUGGUACCAACAUUCCUGCAAACACCAUCAAUAAUCUCAUUACUUCCAUACAAAUGCAGGGGAACUUAAUUUCAUAUCUUCUUCAUCUCUAUGAAGAACCCAAAGAAGCAGGAUUGAUUUCAUACCUUGUUGAAGAGAUGCUCACUGUAGCCAACCAGACUCAUCUUUCAGAGGAUCUGAUAAAACUCAUAGUUUGGAUUUUAGGAGAAUUCAGUCACUCAGAGAUGUCAACCGUCCCUGGCUCUGAAGCAUUGGCUGGAUUAGUUGCCCUGCUUUCCAAGACAAUGUCACCUACUACCAGAUGCUGUGUAGUAGCAGCUAUUACCAAAGCAGUUUUGAAGAGUGGACUAGUAUCCGAGAAUGUCACAAAGACUGCUGUAACUCUACAUGCACAAAACAAUAUUCAUGUUAAACAGGGUUCCUAUGAACUUGAAGUGCUUUGCUCUGACCCAGAACUCAUAUCAGCAUUGCCAAACAUAACAAGGGAUCAGUUUGACUGGACUUUAUCUUUCCUGGAUGGCUAUGUCUCUGAAGCCCUGGGGAAUGGAGCUGCUCCUUAUAAACCCAAACAACAAAGAUCAGCAGAAAAACAUAAUAGUCCUGAAGUAAUGAGGCCAUUUCUGUCUGGUCUAAACUUCAGCCCAUAUGCCUUAAACUCUGCUUCUGUGAUGACACCAACUGAAUCUUCUAGCUCUGUUACCCUUAACAACCAAGAGGCUGCCAGUGUUUCAUGGUCUCCAUCUCAAUCACUUAGCUCUGAUGCUACUGGAAGCAGUAUCGAUGUAGAGUUAGCAACAAGACCUUCAUUGAAGACUGAGGGAAUCCAGAAACUUUGGAGUCAAACUGGAUACAGUAGAAAGAAAGAAGGCAAUAGGAAGAGACUCUCUCCAAAUAAAAACAACACAGUACAAGCAACACAGGAAGAUGGCAGAAAAGAUAAACAACCUGCAAUGCAUAUGACACCAGUAAUAGCUGUAGGCAUGUCAACUCUUCAUACAGCUGAAAGUGAAGAGGACAAAAGGAAACAAGAAUUGGCAAAGGCUUUAUUUGGAGCUGUGAGAACGCAAACGGAGAAAGAUGAGAUACCUCCUCAGCCCCAAAUCAAACAUUCUACUGAGAGAGUAGGUCCUACCAGUUCAGAAGCUUUUGCAGACUACUGCACAGAAGAGGGUCUGAUGAUCCAUGGGGAAACGGGCCAGAAUAUUUUAUUAGAUGUUGGAAUCCAGAGUGGGGAAGAUGAUGAAAGCACUACACAACAUCAUCUGUUAAACUUGUAUUGCACCAACAAGCUCAGUGAUUCUAAUACCACGAAACUAGACACAUUACAAGAAAAUGUUGGUGAUGUAGAAACCAAGUCAAACCAUGGUUUUUGUUUGCUUGAUGGAGGUGAAUCAUUGCCAUCCUUACCAGUUGAUUUAGAGACCUAUCCUCGUAGUCAAGUAGCUGAAGAAUUAGUAUUUGAUACUAAUGUAAGACUUAUGAUGAGGAGAGUUUGGCAGACUGAUGCUUUAGUGAUUGUUUUCUACAUCAGUGCUCUUGUGGCAAUAGACGAAGCAAGGAUAACAUUAGAUGUCCCAUCAAAUAUGAAGUGUAUGAUAGAUGACAAGGAAACCAAUCUGAUAGAUAUUCCACGAUUGGGAGUAACACAAGCCAAGUUGAUGUGCCAUGUACCUGCCGCUCAUAUGAGUCUUGGAGGAGAACUUACAUUUAAAGAUGCUACCAAAACACUCAAAAGAUUGUUCUUUCAUGCACCAAUUCAUAUCGAAGAUUUAUUGAGAGCCAAAGAAAUUACAACUGAGGAGUUUGGGAAACUGUGGCGAGAGCUGAGCUUGGAUCAAAGAUUCAUACAGGAAGCCAAUGGUUUGACCAUUUCAAGAAUCAUGAACAAGAUGACGAGUAUUCACAUGUUUCCUGUUGAGAUUAUAGGUGAGGAGGGAAUCCUGGCUGCAUCACUUCUUCAGUCUUCUAUCUGUCUAAUUCACAUCAAGCUAAACAAUAACAAACUGGACAUCUGGGUUAAAUCAAGAAGUAAGCUGCUUUCACAAGUCCUUGCCAACAAAUGUGCCAGUCUGAUAGAGCAGGAUCAAAAGAAUUAGACACACCAUUUAAAGUUAUCUUGCUAAUGUACCAAACUCUUUAUUAUACAAAUAAUAUCUGAAGCAUAUUUUAUGAUUAUAAAUUAGAUUAUAAUUUUAAAUUGCUUUUGUCAUACAGUUUCAUUGUCACUUGUAUAAUAACUGCUCAUGUUGAUGUAGAUGUGAUAGUUUUGUCUGUAAUCUAGCCUAUUCUCAUCCCAGGGGCUCCAGUCAGUAUAUAGCACUCUGCACAUGCAUCACCACAGGUUUUUCUAAAACCAUCCUGAACAAGUUUUAUCCAUUGUUCAAAAUUGCACCCUUUUAAUUUAAAAAAUCACUUUUUUCUAAAAGAAAUUACCCAAUAAAUCAGUUUAAACUCCUUCAGCAUAUCCCCUAAACAAGGUCUACCUCAGUCAAACCUCUUGAUCUAAAAAGGGUACCAUUCUUGCAUUAUAGCAAACUCAACAAACACCCUUUUUUUCUGAUUGUUGGCCUAUUUGACAGCCUAUGUGUCACACACCCUCCGUGAGCAGCAAGAACUCACCUUUUCACAUAUUCUUUGAUAGUGCCUGUGUACAUGCUAAUUACACCAAGAUGAAUGUUGUCUGUUUGGAGCCAAAAGGGCAUUCAGAUCUACACCCUACUAGCUCUAUAAACCAGAUAAAUUGAUCUUUUCUUCAGUAUCUACUGUGUGCCUAAUAGGCAGGUAAGGAUUAGAAUGUGGAUCACAAAUUAUAGGGACAAAUGUAAUUUGCUCCUCGCGACCCAUGUGUAAUGAGUAGGUACAUCAAGGACCAUUUCAUAGAAGUUAGAAUGCCCUUCGUACAGUAAGCACAUGCAAAAACAUGUAACAGCUGGUGUAAUGAUUAAAAUCAAAAACCUUUUAGUUUGGUUUGUGCUAUACAUGAACAGAAAAGGUUUUUUAUUGUACAUGUAGUAGAUUUAUUAUAUUGUCAUAUCCUUAUUCUAUUUGAUGCACAUACAUGUAGUCAAGUGGUUUACAUGCUUUAAUGUAGAGAUGUAAAGGCUGUGCGUUGUUUAAGCCAGAGCACAGCACUAUAUAAUGUCUUUGGGAAGACAUUUAUCUACCAGUAUGUUUCCCUGACUUGACCCAAGUGUCGUACAUGUAUAUGUAACUUGAUUGGUACGGAGAAGGAAUGAAUUUUGAUGUGCUUUUCAAGAAAUUGAAUAUCAUUAAAAUUGUUUAUCAGGUUAGAUGAAUAGAGAUUUUCUGGUCUAUUGAUGAGCCAUGACAACAGUUUUG
Messenger RNA from Strongylocentrotus purpuratus (purple sea urchin), 4811 nucleotides. RefSeq names its product AP-4 complex subunit epsilon-1 (gene ap4e1). The transcript has 23 exons. The record is from RefSeq and is a predicted model, not a curated record. NCBI's taxonomy places the organism in Eukaryota, Metazoa, Echinodermata, Echinoidea, Camarodonta, Strongylocentrotidae. Gene Ontology annotation, molecular function: cargo adaptor activity. Gene Ontology annotation, biological process: receptor-mediated endocytosis; intracellular protein transport. The coding region runs from base 137 to 3568 and encodes 1143 amino acids. Gene Ontology annotation, cellular component: membrane coat; AP-4 adaptor complex.